Plasmodium relictum is the source of this 6786-nucleotide messenger RNA. Its product is annotated as conserved Plasmodium protein, unknown function. The record is from RefSeq and is a predicted model, not a curated record. The transcript has 2 exons. NCBI's taxonomy places the organism in Eukaryota, Apicomplexa, Aconoidasida, Haemosporida, Plasmodiidae. Bases 1 to 6786 code for a protein of 2261 amino acids.
AUGAACACCCAUAUAUUAUCCAGAGAAGCAGAAAUUGUUGAUGAAAUACCCCGCAAAAAAAAUGGGUAUUUUUCUGAAUUUUGCGAUUACUUAAAUAAUUGUAAUGAAAAUAAUAAAGAUUUUUCGGAAAAAAAUGAUUUUGAUCUUAUAAAAAAUGAAGAAGGAAGCUAUAGUAGAACAGCUAAUGGUAGUAAAAUAGAAAAUAAUAGUUCUGAAAAUAGUUUAGAUAUAGAAAAAUGCUUAAAUCAAAUUAAUAAAAAAGAAAAAAUGAAUUUUAAUUAUACAAAUAAUUAUGCUGAAAUUAAUGAAGAAAAAAAUAAUAUAGUUCAAACAGAAAAAGAAAAUACACAAUUAACAAUUACAUUGAAUGGAAAAGAAAGUAAGUAUAAAAAACUGAAUAACCUUGUUAUAGAUAAUUCUAACAUUAUACCAAAGGAGGAUGAUAAAGCAAUAGAUGUGGAUAAUAUAAACAAUUUUAAAAAUAAUAAAAAUAGCUAUUUAAAUAAAGAAAAUAAUUAUUUAACUCAUGAAAAUUGUAUCUCAUUUAAUUUUAUUGAAAAAAAUAAUAAUGAAAAAAGAGAAAAAUUGUUAAAUUGUUGUAUAGAUAAGGAAAUUUCAGGAUUAAAUAAACAAAGUGUAUUACUUGAAAAUGAAAAAUAUAAACAUAAUAAUUCUUCAAGUAAGUCUAUUGUAACAGGUAAUCAAGAAAAUAUUUGUUCAAAAAAUAUAAAAGAGAAAGAUAUUAUUAAUGAUUUUUGUUAUAAUACCUUAAACGAAAAAUAUGAACUAAAAUUAGAUAAGAAUUAUCAGAACAAUUGUAAUAAUGCUUUUUUCUAUAAGAAAAAUGAUAAAACUGAAGAAAAUUUUUAUAAUAGAAAUAUAUCAAAUAUCAAUGGAUGCACACAGGAUGAAAUUAAAACAGAUAAAUCAAAUGUAUCAGAAGAAAUUAUAAGGAAAGAAAAUAGUAUUUCCAAUGAAUGCUUCCAGCUGAAAGUUACUCAAAACCAAAGUGAAUAUGCAGAAUCAAAUUUUAGUAAUUUAAAAAAUGAUUAUAAAACAAGUGAAAUAGAAAAGGAUUUUGAAAAGUUCAUAAAACCUCAUAUGGCACAUAAGUCUUUUGAGAAUAGUAAUAAUAUAAGUGAGAACAAUAAGGAAACAUUUCAAAAUAUAAAUUUAUUAAGCAAAAACAUUAUGAAUAAAUUCAAAGAAAUUGAAUCUCAAGGGAUUAGUUCAACUCCACUUAACUUCAAUGAAUUAAAGUGCAAAAUUGAUAAGAAAACUAAACAGAAUAACUCAGAAAAUGGACAAGAAGAAAAAAAAAAAGAUUAUGAAAAAGAAUAUUAUGAAGGAGGAAAUGGAAACUUUGGGGAAGACAUAGAAAAAGAGAAUGUUGAAAAAGAAGAAGAAUAUAAAGAAGAAGAACAACAAGAACGAGAGGAACAAGAGGAAAAAAACGAGGAAGAUGAUGGAAAAGAGGAGAAUAUUGAGGAGGAAAAAAAAGAAGAGAGAGAAGAAGAAUGUGAAGGAGAAGAAAAUGAAGAAGAGGAAGAAGAAGAAGAAGAUGAAGAAGAUGAAGAAGAAGAAGAGAAUGUUGAGGAAGAAAAAAAAGAAGAGAGAGAAGAAGAAUGUGAAGAAGAAGAAAAUGAAGAAGAUGGAGAAGAAGAAGAAGAAGAAGAAGAAGAUGAAGAAGAAAAAGAAGAAGAAGAAGAUGAAGAAGAAAAAAAAGAAGAGAGAGAAGAAGAAUGUGAAGGAGAAGAAAAUGAAGAAGAAGAAGAUGAAGAAAAAGAAGAAGAUGAAGAAGAAGAAGAAGACGAAGAUGAAGAAGAAGAAGAAGAUGAAGAUGAAGAAGAAAAAAAAGAAGAGAGAGAAGAAGAAUGUGAAGAAGAAGAAAAUGAAGAAGAUGGAGAAGAAGAAGAAGAAGAAGAAGAUGAAGAAAAAGAAGAAGAAGAAAAUGAAGAAGAAAAAAAAGAAGAGAGAGAAGAAGAAUGUGAAGGAGAAGAAAAUGAAGAAGAAGAAGAUGAAGAAAAAGAAGAUGAAGAAGAAGAAGACGAAGAUGAAGAAGAAGAAGAAGAUGAAGAUGAAGAAGAAAAAAAAGAAGAGAGAGAAGAAGAAUGUGAAGGAGAAGAAAGAGAAGAAGAUAUUGAGGAAGAAGAAAAAAGAGAAAAGAAUAUUGAGGAAGAAAGAAAUGUAGAAGAUGAAGAUAUUGAAAAAAAAGGAUUAGAAAUUUAUGAAAAAGAAAAAAAUGAGGAAGAAGAUAAGGAAAAUAUGGAAAAAGGAAAAAUAGAAGAAGAGGAGGAAAAUAAUGAGAAAAAGGAGAAAGGUGGAGAAGAAAAAGAAGAGGUAGAGAUAUAUGAAGAGAAAGAAGAUAACUCAACAAGAAAAAGAAAAUCUGAAGGGAAUUUGAAAAGAUAUAAUGAAAAUUUAUAUUUAUUUAAUGAAGUUUUAAAAUUUAAGGAACAUUUUGAUUAUUGGGAUCAUAAAGAAUUAACAAAAGACUUUGAAAAAGAUUCAGAAAUGAUAAAUCAGAGACUAAAGACAAAUUUAAUUUACCAUCAAAAUAGUUUUAAAAAUAUAAAAAAUAAUGAGUCAAUUACCUUAAAUGAAAAAGAAAAUGCAAAUCUGUGGAAUAAUGAAAACAACAAAGAGAGUGGAAUAAUUAUGACAAGUGAUUUAAGGGAAGUGAUCCAUGAUGAAAAUUUAAAAUAUGUAAAUAAAAAUGAAAAUGGUCAAUUAUAUAAUAUGUUUGAAAAAAAUGAAAAGCAUGAUUUAAAAAAAGGAGAAUCACAACAAAUAAAUUUUAAUAAAAAAGAAUUUUCACCUAAAUGCAGUAAUUUAAGCAAUGAAGUUAAAAAAAGUGAUAAUACAGAAAGUGAAAAUGUCAACUGCUCAAAUAUUUUGUUUAGUAACAAAAAUAAUUUGAAAUUGAGUAAUUCCUUACUUGUUAAUAAUAAGUUGAAUGAAUUAAACAAAGAAGACAAAAAUAAGCAUUCAAUUGAAAAUGAUGCAAAUGAUAAUAUAAAAAUAAUAAAAAAUAAAGAGAAGAAAGAAACGAAGGAAAAUUUAUUAGGAAAAAAUAACACUGACAUGCAUAAUCAUUUAUGUACAGAGAAGGAAAAGAAUUUAUUAAAAAAUAUUAAAAUGAAAAUAGAUAUAGAAUUAAAAAAUAUUUAUUUUGUAAAAUAUAAAUAUAUUAAAUGUGUAGUAAUGGACAAUUCUGGAGUUAUUCUUCAUUCUUUUACCUUUUAUAAAAAUGCAAUUGAUUUAGAUAAGGAAAAUAAUUUUUUCAAAAUAUUUAAUAAAUAUAGAGGAAAUAAUAAUUUAGUGCAAUUAGAAGAUAUAAAUAUUCUAUUAAAAGAAUUAAAGAAUAUAUUUUCAACAGAUAUCACAUUUCAACUUAUUUUCGAUGCAAAAGUUAUUAAUGGAAAAACAAAUAUAUCUCCAUCAACAUUUUAUAGGCUAAGUUUUUACGGAAUUGAUGAAAUAUCUUUAAAUGAAGAAGAGAAAAAAGAGAAAGGGAUGGAAAAAAAUGAAAUAAAUAGUAAAAUGAAUAAAAUAAAAAUAAUACCUAAUUACAAAUCAGUAAAUGAUAAAUUAAAAAAAAAUAAUCCUGAAGACAAAAAUAGGAAAAAAAUUGAAGUAAAAGAAAAAAAAAAUUCGUACAUUGGAUUUACCAUAAUACAUUUAAAAUAUUUGUUUCAUAUGCAAGAACAAGGAUAUUUACAUUUAAAUAUUUCUGACAAAAAAAAUGAAGAUUUUGAUUUUAUAAAAAAUUAUAAAAAAGAAGAUUAUGCAUACUACUUAGAUAGUAAAGUAAUUGAAAAUAUAUCUUCUAAUAAUUUAAGCUACAUAGAAAAAAUUGGUAUGCUAUUCAAAAUUCUAUUUAAUCAUAGUUUAAAUAUUUCAUCUCCAAAGGUGUUCUUAAAAUACCGUUUUCUAGCAGAAAGUGAAAGUGUAUUUAAGGAAGUAAAACCGAAUAAGAAUUUUGAAUUCAAAAAUAUUCUUGAUAUUUUACAAAAAAAUAAUACUUCUAAUGUAAACAUUAAAAAAGAUUUAGAAGAAUGUUUAAAAAAUUAUUAUAAAAAUUGUUCUAAAUCUAUAUAUGAUGAUGUUUACUAUUCUUUAUUUGAUGAAAAACCUGAAGAAGACAUAAAAGAAAAUAUUCUCAUUAAAAAUAAAGACAAAAAUAAUGAAAAAGAAAGCGAUAGUAUUGAUAUAAAUUUUUUUAACAUUUCAGACGAUGUGAAUGUUAAUAAUUCUUUCUUAAAAAAUAUCAAUUUUUCUAAGCUCUUAAACUUUAAUGAAGUAAAUUCAAUAGAAACAGAAAUGCACAAAUUAAAAAAUAGUGAAAAAAUAAGUUAUUCCGAAGAUCUAAUCAGUGAAAUAUGCAAUCCUAAAUCGUAUAAUAAUGAAAAUAACUUAAAAUUGCAUAUUUUAAAUUUAUUUAAUUUGAAUGUAGAAUAUCGUACAAGGAUUGAAAAAUUACAAAACAUUAUAUUUAAAUAUACAACAGGAAUAAAUGAUUAUUUUGAUUUUAUUGAAUUCACUAAAAAUAAUAAAGUUUAUAAAAUUUACGAAGAAAAUAAAAAAUUGAAAAAAUAUAUAAAAGAUUCCAAUAAAUUUUUCAUUGAAGCUUUAAUAGAUGACCAUUUUGAAAUUAAAAAAUUGAAGCACAGUAACAAAACAAUCAACAUUCUAUAUAAUAAAGAAAAAAUGAAUAAUAAUAAAGAUAAAAUUAAUAAAAAUGAAAUAUUUACAGAAAACAAUUCAAAUAAUAAAAAUAAUAUCUUUGAUAGUACGAUUCACAAUUUCAAUGUAAAUAAAGCAUAUUCUGCUAACUUAAUAAAUCAAAAUCAUCAGAAUGAUUAUAAAAUAUGUAUCAAUAAAAAAAUAAAUGAAGAAAUAAAAAAAAAACAAAAUAAUUUUUGUAAUCUCUUAAAUAGACACUCAUCACAACUUUUUUCUAAAAAGCAUGAUAGUAUUAUAUCUUAUCACAAUAAUGAAAAUAGUAAUAAUGAAAUUAAAUUAGAUGAUUAUUUUAAAAAUUUUAACAAUUAUAAAAAUCAUAAAUAUACAGAGAAAAAAUUUACAUUAAAUAAUAAAAUAUUAAAUAAAUCAUUUAGUUUAUUUAAUUCACACAGUGAAAAUAAUAUUGAUAAUUACAGUGAUGUGAAGAAAAAUUUCCCAUUUUUUUCAAAUUCAAUUUGUUUGAGAAAAAAUUCUUUAUGUAAUACUAACAAUAAAUUAAAAUCAAAAAAUUCUGAAAUUAAUAAAAAUCAAAUAAUGAAAAAUUUCUCUAACCCAAUUCCAUUUAACAGAAGUGCAUUAAAGAUAAAUUCAAGUUCAUCAGAAUAUAAAAGGAAUGUAUUUCCUAAUAUAAAGAAGAAUUGCAUAAUUAUGGAAGAUUAUAAUAAUGAUUAUUCUAAUAAUGCAACAAAUGAAUCUAAACAAGAUAAUAAAAUGAAGAAUAUAUAUUUUGAUGAGAAUAUUCAUAUAAGAGAAAAUAAUGUUAUUAAUUCGAUAAGCUCAAGUAACAGCGAAAUAAAUUCUUUGAAAAAAAAUGUAAAUCAUGAAUUUUAUGAAGAAUUAAAUGAAGGAAAAAAAGAAAAUUUAUAUAUAACAAAAAAUGAUAUGUGUAUCAAUACCUCAAAUAGGAAUUUUGCUUCUUCUAAUGCACCUAAUAAUUUUAAAGAUAACAUAAACGAAAAAAAAAAAUUAAAUAGUAACUAUUUUGAUAAAAUUACAAAUAAAUAUAUUAACAAUAAUAAUAAUACUAAUAAUAAUUAUAAUUAUAAUAAUAAUGGUAAUGUUCAUAGUGUUAAUAAUAAUAGUAUUAAGGAUGGCUAUGAUCAAAUAAAAUAUAGUAAAAUUAACAAAAGUUCCGAUAAUAAUAAUAUUUAUUUAACUAAUAUUAACAAUAAAAAUAUAAAAAAUAAUAAUGAUGAUGAUGGUGAUAAUAUAAAUAGUAAUAAUAGUAAAUGUAUUGUAAAACUUAUAAAAAAAGCAAAAAAUAAUUAUGAUACCAGUGAAGUAUUAAAAAAGGAAUACUUUCAAGGUGUCGAUAUGUUGCCAAUAAAUAAAGAAUAUAAUUUAAAUGAUAUGUUAAAUUCUAAAGAAGAUAAGAUGAAUAAAAACGAUACAACACAAAAUAAGUUUAAUAAUAAUAUAAAAAGAACAAAAUUGUUAUCAAAUAAAGAUAAUGGAAUUACAUUAAAUGAAGUUAAGAAAAAUGAGAAUGUUAAUACUAAUGAUUGUAAAAGUAAUACAAUUCAAUCUAAAUAUUUAAAACAGUAUGAAAAUAAUAUUAAUAAUUACAAAAAAAAAUACAUAGAAAACGUAAUUUCUUCUUAUGAUGAUUAUAUUAUCAAUGAAAACAAAAAUAAAAAUAAGAACACUUUGGAAAACUUUAAAGAAAAUAUUGAAAAAAAAAAUUCUGCAUCUACAAGAAAAAAUAAUAAACUACAAUUAAAUAAAAAAAAUAACAAUGAUAUUAAUGCUAUAAAAAAAAUUAUUGAUUACAAUCUUAAAAAAAAAACAAAUUUCGAUUUAAAUACUAUAGAAAAAAAUGCACUUCUUAAAAACUUAAAAAAUAAUAAAUUUAAUUCCAACACUUUCAAAGAAAAAAAAAAUGGAAUUCCUAAUAAUAAUAAAAUAAUUGAAGUAUCAAAAAAGAAAAAGAAAAAUUCGCAAGAUUCUAAUAUUUUAGAUAUCAUAAAUAAAAAUUUAAAUAAAUCUUUUAUCGAAUUAGAUAAAAUAAAAAGAAAAAUUAAUGAGCACUUAUUAGUUUAA